Molecule: messenger RNA, 969 nt
Organism: Adineta steineri
Lineage: Eukaryota; Metazoa; Rotifera; Eurotatoria; Adinetida; Adinetidae
Source: the annotation of a GenBank genome assembly
AUGUAUACUACAAAUUCAGUCCAACCGGUAGUCGACGUAUCUGUUAACAAUAUGAAUAAGAAUAGUUAUCGAAUAUUAACAUAUAAUUUAUGGUGUCAUCGAUUCGUAGGUGGACGAUAUUCAGCGCAAAGAUUAAAUACAUUUGCUACUUGGUUAAUGGAUGAUGCUACGCAGCUCUACGAUAUUAUAUGUUUACAGGAGGUAUUUGUAUGCAAUCCAUUUUUAUUAUUGAAUUAUGGUUCUCGACAGCGAACCAACUUAAUAGAAACAGUCAAAUCCAAAUAUCCAUAUAGCUAUACAGCGAAUACACCAUGGUUUGGCAUGCAAGAUAGUGGCUGCUUAAUUUUAUCUGCUCAUAAAAUAGAACCUUGUCAUCAAGAACCAUUCAAUGGUUACAGUUUAGCUGAAUUGGCGACUAAUAAAGGUUAUAUGUGUUGUAAAAUUACAAAAACAAAUAAAGAUCUAAUUGUUAUUAAUACUCAUUUGGAUGCAAAACCUUCACGUCGGAUUCGUACAAGACAACUUCAACAAAUUAAUGAUCAUAUCAGUACCUAUCAUGCUGAUCAUAAGGUUAUAUUAUGUGGAGAUUUAAAUAUACAAUAUGGUACUAAAGAAUACAAUGAUAUGCUAGGAUCUCUAUCGAUUAAUGGAUUAAGAGAUUCCACUCCCAAUGCUGCAGCGACUUAUGCCCGAUUAGUUCGUUUGGAUUAUAUUCUAACUAAUCAACAUUUUUCUACAACAAACUCAGCUGUAGUUUCUGCUGAUGAAAAGAAUCAAAACAAUCCUAUACUAAUGGUUUCAGAUCAUGAAGGCUUAGAAGCUACAUUGAACGUCAGCAGCCUUGAAUCUUCCAAUGCUCAAAUCACAAUUGUUCCACAAUCGAGGAAAGCAAGAGCAAGACAAAGAAAGUGGCUGGCUGUAUUUCUAAUUACAAUAUUGACUGCUAUUUGUUUUCAAUUCUUAUAUUAA